AUCCUCCACAACACAACACUGUCUGUCUGUAGCACAACACAAUGGGGCUGUAAUGUCAGCGACGGCCGACGACGCAGCAUCUUCUCCACAGUACUGAGCCUGUGUAUGGAUUUAAUGAUGAUGAAGAAGAAGAAAUUCAAGUUCAAGGUGGAUUUUGAGCUGGACGAGCUGUCUUCGGUCCCUUUCGUCAACGGUGUCCUCUUCUGUAAAGUCCGGCUGCUGGACGGCGGCUUCUCCGAGGAGUCUUCUCGGGAGCCAGUGCAGGCCAACUGUGUUCGAUGGAGGAAGCGGUUCUCUUUCCCCUGCAAGAUGAGUGCCAGUGCAGGGACCGGCGUCCUGGACCCCUGUCUGUGCCGCGUGUCCGUCAGAAAGGAGCUGAAGGGUGGAAAAGCAUAUGCAAAGCUUGGUUUUGCAGAUCUGAAUUUAGCAGAGUUUGCCGGCUCAGGGAAUACAACCCGCAGAUGUCUGCUGGAAGGCUAUGAUACCAAAAAUACUCGUCAGGACAACUCCAUUCUCAAGGUAAUCAUCAGUACACAGCUCAUGUCAGGGGACCCCUGCUUUAAAACCCCUCCCUCCACAGCCACAGUGAUCGGCAUCCAGAGUGAUGGAGAGAGCUUGCUGGAGGAGAGGAAGGGAGGCGACUCACAGAAAGGCUGUUCUGCAGAGAGUCGAGAAGGGAAGUGCCCUGUUGUGUCGGACGACCUGGGAGGCUGCGGCCACUCCCGAACAUCCAGCUACGCCAGCCAACAGUCCAAACUCUCAGGCUACAGCACAGGUCACUCCCGCUCCUCCAGCAUGUCAGAGUUCAGCCAUCGGCGAAAUCACUCAGUAGGCAGCGCUUCAACCGGUAUCGGCAGCAUCCCGGAGCCCAGCGAGGAGCGAGAGUCCAGGCCCUGUCCAGCACUGCCUGAACAUCCAGGCCCCACCGCCUCGUCAAGCAACUCCCAAGGCACACCAGUACGGAGCGCCUCGUCCUGUGAACGACUAAAUAGACAUCCAGUGAAACAGGACUCCAUGGAGUCUCAGCUGAAGAGAAUGGACGACACACGGGUGGACGCGGAUGAUGUCGUAGAAAAGAUACUGCAGAGUCAAGACUUUACACCCAGCCUACUGGACUCCAGUGCUGAAGAGGAAGGUUUGCGUCUGUUUGUUGGGCCUGGGGGGAGUACAGCCCUUGGAAGCCAUCACCUUCCCACCAGGGUCGGGGCGGGAGCAUACGAGCAGGUGGUGAUAAAGCGUUAGACCUGCAUCCUCUCAGUGAUGGGCCGACACUGAUUAUAUCUUGAGAAAGAAAAAAAAAAAUAGAAAUGAAGCCAAUACCAUUUCAGUCUUCAUUCCUAAAGCACACACAGUACCUGAUCAGCACUGUGUCGAACCUGAUCUUUGAAGCGUCAACAUUACAACAGUGCCCUCCUGUGUUUGUGUCUGCUACAUAGAUAUUUUUUAGGAGCACGAGGUGGACAGAUAUCAUCUCAAUGUAAACGCAGCUGCAAAUCAAGAGAAAGGAAACACUUGAUCAGAUCAUUUAAAAACAAAAACGUUUAACGUGCAUGUAUGCAGGUUUGGAAUUCUGGCUCCCUGUGCUGAGACCAUCCGCUAUGUCUGGGUAUGGAAGACCACGUAUGUCACCCAGCAUCCAAACACAAUCAGCAUUUAACUCUUAGGAACUGGAAUAAAAAUGAUUAGCCUGUCUCUGAUGGACAACAAGGGGAAGAGCUCUGUGUGUGCACCCUCAAAACAAACUUAAAUCUACACUGAAAACAUGCGUUUUCAAUACAUUCCUUUUGUCUCUCUGACUUCCUUUUCAAAUAGGAUGUUCUAUUUACUAUUUGCCUUUAAGCUGCUAAAAAGCUGUAGUUACCGAGACUCUGACAGCUGUUGGUGUUUUUACGGUGAGAUUAUUUUACUACAAAGACAUCAAACUUGAGCUAUUUGACGGGUGAACGUGGACUGCGCGAGUGAAUGUGGUUAUGUGUUUGUUGGUCAGACCACUUUAAUUAGUACUAACGGUAAUCCUGUUACGUUGAAUGACUGGGGGGGGGGAUAUGAUGUAUGAUCUCCUGUGAGGAAGACUAUGUUGGUACUUGAAAAGAGAAAAUGAGAGAACAAGACAAUUUGCUCAGUUUUAGUCAUAGAGGUUCCUGUUAUUUGUUUGGCACACUGCUAAAGGAUUGUUCUAGAAAAUCCCUGCAGUCCUCUUAACUGCUCUCCAAAGGCUAAAUGCCGUAACAAUGUGCUUGGUCCAAACUGGAUUGACUUUUACCUUUGCCUGAUAAACUCAUGAAUUGUGUAGGAUUGUUGAUUUUUUUGUGUGUGUAAAAAAGAGCAUAUUUACCACAUGUUGGAGUUUGAAAGAAAUCAAACCACAGUAACUGUUAUUUUGCACUUGGUUAUUGAGAUGCAGCCAACCAGAAGCUACAUCAAGUAAAGAGAGCCACAGCUAAGCAUAAUUAAGGCUGAACAAUGAAUCGAUUUGAAAUUUUUUUAAAUCUAACUUUGAGACAAUGCAAAUAGCAAAGACUGCAAUUUAGGAUAUAUGAAGUGUGGCUAAUAAAUAAUGACACUAUGCUGUUAUUCUUUUUAUCCCUCAUUUGAGCAGAUUGAAACUUUAUUAGUCAUUUGCUUGUGCACUGAUCAACGUGUACGACGCAGUUCAGGCAUGUAUGCUGUCCUUCGACUAACAUUAGCCCAGUCUUGCUAUUUAAUAGUCACAGAACAUUUUUCAGCACGUCUGGCCAGUAGUUUAACCUGUCAUCUUAACAGGUUUACAUAUUUAUGCCUUGUGCAACAAUCACACUUUUGAUGGCGUUUCAUGUAACAAUGCUCCAUCACGUUCUAAAUCUAUCACUCAGUAAAUAUAGAAUUCAAGCUUAACUUCACAAAUGUGGUUAAAGAAAAUUCCCAAUUACGUUGAACUAAAGUUAAAACUAAAUGUGCUUUUUGAUUUUUCCUUAUCAGCGUCUUAGCAGUCCAGAGUGCUACUUUGCAAAAAUUAAAUGAGAUGGCUAAAGGAUAAAUAGCUACAACUUCAGCCUGUCAUGCAGUUUUCCAGCCUUUUUUUUUUUUUUUUUUCUCAUCAUGUUGUUACUGCUCUCUGCAUUUACAGGGCAGUGAAUGCCAAAUAUAAUUUCAGGCUUCUAUGACUAACAUUGAUAAAGACGGGUGUGUAUCUAAUUUCCACCAUUUCAGGUGUAUAUCUAUUGUGUAGCUAUGCUUUGCAGCAUCACUCUGAGCUGAUCAGGAAGCCUACAUCAGUGAACAAAUGAAAGAUCCCGUGACAUAGUAACAGUGUGACUUGAGCAACUGAUGAAUACUGUGUUUUUUUCACAUCAGGACUGGAUAUUGAAGGACUAAUUAGUUAAUCCACUGCCAUGAAGGAAAAUACUCAACAGUACCUGAGUAUUACAGUAGUUUAGUGUGUCUAUCUCCGAGCUUCAUAUCAACGCUAGAGCUGAGGACAGUCAGUUGCUCAAGCACUCAGAUACAUUGAUGAUUAGGGCUACAGAGAGAAAUCUAAUCCGAAGUCUAAAUCUGCUGAGUUUUGAAAUCCUCACAGUGUCAUGCAUGUAGACUAUUUGCAUUUCUAGCCUCUUAGGAGCUGAAGCGCACAUUUGAUUAGAACAAAUUAGCCAAAGUAAACAAAACACUGUUAUUACCUGGGAGCCUAUAGGGCCUAUGCAUAAUGAGAGUAUUAAGACACAUGAUAACUAGUGAAAGCAGACUGUACAGCAUCUGUAAUCUUCUAUCUCCUGUCGUAAGCCAUAGUAGAGGUAGGAUAAAAGCCUCUUCUAGAUAAACUAUAUACAUCUUAUAUUAAUAUCUGCACAAGUGUCAUCAGUGUAUGGUGUUUUAACUAUACGUCAGUGUUCUCUGUUUUGUGUUUGUAUGUUCUGCACGAUUAUGGUGUCCUUUCUUUUAAGCUACUAGCUUUGACAAAUUUUGCCAUCACAUUUUGAGCUCGACACACCUCAAUGUUGUUUCUGAUUUGACAUUGUGCCAUCUUUGAAUCGAGUUCCACAUUGAAGGAAGAAUUUUGCUUGCUGUUUUGUACGUAGGAAUUCAUUUUGUUCUCGUGUUUAAAAGCAGAUAUUGCCACAAACAUCAAUAUGUGAUGUAACUGUAAAUCAGUGUUCUUAUUUUGUGUUUUUUAUUUUCACCAUGGUUUAGAUGUUGGAAAUCCCAUUUAUAGGAUGUUAUCAUCUUUGCUUUUUAUCUUUCAUUGCUGACAUUGUGCCAUAUUUUUGCUAAAUAUUUUAUUGUCGAAGAAAAAUGUCUUUCACUACAUAAUUAAGACAUUGUUAAAUGUAUGAUUUAUUGGUCCCAAAUAUCUAAUCAGAGUAUUUUGGGUUUGUUUGGGGGGUUUUUUGUUUGUUUUUUUGUCAUUUUGAAUAAAAAUCAAUUGUUUUACCUGUGUGACACAGGUAUGUUCAUCUUGGUACCUAACAUGUUGUUACAAACAUGGUUGCUUCUUCUCUUCUGUGAAGCUGUUGUCUAUAUAAAAUUGUAAACUGUAUUCUCCUGUAAAGUGGUGUUCUGCGCUGUUCUGACACUGUCUAGUGUUUCCUGUUAAAGACUUGUUUUUUGGACCAACAUUUGCUUCCUUAACAAGUGUACUGGAUGCUUAAGAUGUCUACCUUGCACUGUUGAAUAAAAUAGUUUAAAAUGCUCAGUA
This is a messenger RNA of Stegastes partitus (bicolor damselfish), 4672 nucleotides long. It is a transcript of the gene eeig2b, whose product is annotated as family with sequence similarity 102 member Bb. NCBI's taxonomy places the organism in Eukaryota, Metazoa, Chordata, Actinopteri, Pomacentridae. The coding region runs from base 106 to 1242 and encodes 378 amino acids. The transcript has 11 exons. The record is from RefSeq and is a predicted model, not a curated record.